AUGUUGUUCGGCAAGGCCUUUUUCGCGAGCGCAUCGCUCAUUACCUGCGCCCUCGCACAAGCCAGACUUGCAUUUGAGAGUGUUCCCGCAGUCGCAGUUACCGGCGAGACCUACAAUAUUACGUGGGGAGGUGGAGAUGGAUCAGCUGUGACUAUCACUCUUAGAAAGGGUGAUCCGAACGACCUGACCACCGUGGGAAUUCUUGGAGAAGGUAUCUCGAGAGAUUUCUUCGAGUGGGAAGUGUCUGACAGUCUGAAACCCGAUGAUGACUACGCUUUGCAAAUCACACAAGGCCAAGACGCGAUCAAUUACUCUGGUCUAUUCACCAUCAAUGCUGGCAAUGGCACCACAUCCAACUCUACCACGACCGCAGCAGGUAACUCAACUGCUAGCAUCACCUCCACAGGCACACUGAGCGCAGGCACUGGCACUGCUCUGCCACGCAACACCACCUUCAUCUCUCCCACUAUCUCUGCCACCACCAGCCUAGAACCUGGAACCACCCAACACGCGAGCACCUCAUCCAGCUCGCGGGCGACUUCCUCUUCUGCACCGACCGCCGCAGCCACCACUGGAGCACCAAACAGUGGUGAAGCUGGCCAGCUAGCAAGCUCAAUGGCCUUGGUGAUGGGUGUGUUUGCAGCUGUCAUGUUCUCGAGCUAG
Exophiala bonariae is the source of this 663-nucleotide messenger RNA. RefSeq lists its product as uncharacterized. The coding region runs from base 1 to 663 and encodes 220 amino acids. The record is from RefSeq and is a predicted model, not a curated record. NCBI's taxonomy places the organism in Eukaryota, Fungi, Ascomycota, Eurotiomycetes, Chaetothyriales, Herpotrichiellaceae. The transcript has 3 exons.